Anoplopoma fimbria (sablefish) is the source of this 1684-nucleotide messenger RNA. RefSeq names its product low density lipoprotein receptor adapter protein 1. The transcript has 10 exons. The record is from RefSeq and is a predicted model, not a curated record. The coding region runs from base 1 to 855 and encodes 284 amino acids. Lineage: Eukaryota; Metazoa; Chordata; Actinopteri; Perciformes; Anoplopomatidae.
AUGGAUGCCCUGAAAUCCGCCGGUAGAGCGAUUAUCAAGAGCCCCGGAGUUCCGCGGCACACAUGGGGAACUUCCAAACACGAGAAGCUGCCAGAGAACUGGACGGACACCAAGGAGACUCUGCUGGAGGGGAUGGUGUUCAAUGUGAAGUACCUGGGUAUGACUCUGGUGGGCCAACCCAAAGGAGAGGAGAUGGCCUCGGCUGCCAUUCGCAGAAUUGUUUCCACCGCAAGGGCCAGCGCUAAGAAGUUUCGUAAAGUAACAUUGACGGUCUCACCGAAGGGCAUCAUCAUGACAGACACAGAGACUACAGACCUCAUAGAGAACGUCUCCAUAUACAGAAUCUCGUACUGCACAGCAGAUAAAACUCAGGACAAGGUCUUCGCAUACGUCUCUCAGAGUCAGUUUAAUGAGACCCUGGAGUGCCAUGCGUUUCUCUGCCAAAAGAAGAAGAUUGCUCAGGCUGUGACAUUAACGGUAGCCCAGGCCUUUAAAGUCGCCCUCGAUCUGUGGGAGAUUGCUCAGGAAGACAAAAACAAAAAAGCCAGGACCUGCUGUUCUUGUGCAGCGAGCAAAGGGCAGACAGAGACAACAGACACUCAGUGUGUUCCUGCAGAUCCAGAGGCACGCAAGCCUGUUGGGUUGGAGGAAAAGAUCAGGAGGCCGUUCUUCUCUGCUUCACUCAGCUCACCCUCGCCUCGCAGUAACCCCACUCGAAGGCGACCAAUCAAACACGACUCUUGGGACGUGGAGGAUGGCCUCGAUGAUGCGUUCUCAAGCAACAUGGAAGUAGAGGAGAUGGACACCGACUGGCCGAGUCCUGCUCCGAACCCGUCUCUGACGAUGCAGCUCUGAGUCCCGGGGAUGUCUCCUACGAGAAUCUGUUGUCCGUCUGAAACAAUGAGUUUAAAUAACACACGCCGACAUAGUUGCCCAACUUGGAGCACCACAGAAAAAUAGAUUGGGAAUGAAAACACAAAAGCAGCAUACGUCAGUUGAGCCGACAGAAAACAUAUCAUGCUUCCUGGUGCACAACCUGAGUCAGGGAGGCUCUGCUUGAUUUUCCUCGGCUGCUGCGGAGAAGACAGAAUGGAUGCCCUGAUAUUAUAAACUGCUCUGCCUGCCAGUCAACACUCCACUCAGUGUAAACAGCCAUCUUCCACCAUAUUCUUAUUCUCACAAACUGCCAGAUGAAAGACUGUGCACACAAUGUACUACACAGAACUGCAAGAUGGGCAUAAAUUCAAUAGUUCUACUCAAAGAAGUUCCACAGAAGAUUCAUCAAAGGGAUUCUCCUUCUUUUAAUCCAAACUUGUAAAAAACACUUUCCCCUUCCACUUAGAUAACACGCAUUUGGAUAUUCUCAGCAUCAAGUAGUUUAGAGAUGUGUGUACAUAAAAGGCUGUCAUCUCUUUCUGUGAUCUCGCCGUUUGCUUAACAGAGUAACAGCUGCCAGUCUCAGCCAUCACUGGAAGAAGUACAGCGUUAGAGAUCAUCAGCAAAGCUGGUACAAAUCUUCAGUCAUGAUAUUUUAUGAAUUAUGCGUUCAUCAUUCAGCUUGUUGUGCUGAUUCAAGCAGUCCUUUGAAUAAUGCAACGGCGUGUGAUAAAGUAAUUUGACACAAGCAAACUAUACCCGUAUGUCGUCUUUUCAUAUAUUGGAACAUAACAUGUGUCUUAAAGAA